AUGAAUGUCUUCGAUCCAGCUCACUUCGUGGAUAUGGAGUUUAACCUCUUCGACAUGGUUGAUCACCCGGACGCCCAGGAAGAAAUGAUGAAUUUUAACUUCGUCAAGAACGGAAACGAGGCAAGUGCUCUCCGCAAUGAGCUUCUCGCCUUGAUGGUACUCUUGUGCCUUCUCAUUCUCGGAGUCAUCAUCUACUUUGUCUUCCGUUCAAUGGUUUACAUCAAGAAGGAGAAGGCUCAAGAACGCUUGCCGAUCAACACUUUCGGACCAAUCAAUCUUCCAUAA
Caenorhabditis remanei is the source of this 285-nucleotide messenger RNA. RefSeq lists its product as uncharacterized. The coding region runs from base 1 to 285 and encodes 94 amino acids. The transcript is spliced from 4 exons. Lineage: Eukaryota; Metazoa; Nematoda; Chromadorea; Rhabditida; Rhabditidae. The record is from RefSeq and is a predicted model, not a curated record.